AUGGCCAGCUUUUCGUGGCGGUCCUCUGUUAGAUUUCAGCCUCAACCUCAACCUCAUCUCUUAGUCCGCCGUCGCUCGUUCGUCGCCACCAUUCCGUCUGUUCGACCCGACACUCGCUCCAACGCUGCGCCAACGUCGCGUUUGCGCAUCUUCCUCAUCCCUGGACGCCCUGCCUGUGUCGCGCGACUGCGCUGCCAUCGCGACACCCGAAGAUUGGCAUCGACAGCUGACGGGGCCGCCUCUCCUGGGGGCUCUAGCAACAUGUCGAGAUCGCGACGACGAGCUGGCAAAGAUGGCCGCGGUGGACAAGCCAGCAUGAUUAGCAGCAUUGUUAAUUUGCUGAAUACAAUUGUUGGGGCCGGCACACUUGCCAUGCCAUCUGUCCUGUCACACAUGGGAAUCAUGCUGGGUGUGCUCCUCAUGGUCUGGUCUGGCUUGACCUCGGCCUUUGGUCUUUACCUCCAGUCCAGAUGCGCGCGCUACCUCGACCGCGGAAAAUCCUCCUUCUUUGCCCUGUCUCAGCUGACAUAUCCCAAUGCGUCCAUCAUUUUCGAUGCCGCUAUCGCGAUCAAAUGCUUCGGGGUUGGCGUCUCCUACAUGAUUAUUAUCGGCGACCUCAUGCCCGGAGUGGCUUUGGGCUUCAAGAGCGAUGCUGAUAGGAUUCCGUAUCUGGUAGACCGAAACUUUUGGAUUACUGCCUUUAUGCUUCUCGUUAUUCCUUUGAGUUUCCUAAAGAGGCUCGACUCACUCAAGUAUACUAGCCUGGUUGCUUUGGUUUCGAUUGGAUAUCUUAUCAUUCUGGUCAUCUACCACUUUUCCGUCGACCCCCACGCCAGCCCAGACAAUAUUCGGGUUAUCAAGCCGGCUGGUGCCGUUGCAACACUGAGUGCAUUGCCAGUGGUAGUCUUUGCGUAUACUUGCCAUCAAAAUAUGUUCUCCAUCAUCAACGAAAUCAACGAUCACUCUCCGUCUAGCCUGGUGAGAGUUAUCGCGUCCAGCAUUGGGUCCGCAGCAUCAAUUUACGUCUUGGUGGCUGUUACUGGAUACAUCACUUUUGGCAACUCCAUUGUCGGAAAUAUCGUAUCCAUGUAUCCUACCGGCGUUGCUUCGACCAUUGGAAAAGCUGCAAUUGUUGUUCUUGUUUUGUUUUCCAUUCCCCUGCAAGUCCAUCCUUGCCGAGCAUCCGUCGACGCUGUUGUCAAUUGGCGACCUAGCAGGGGCAACUCGAAUGGUGGCCGAGCUGGUUCCCCUCUACUAAACUCGGCACCAGUACAACGUGGUGAUCACGGCAGCACCGCGCCAAUGUCUGAUCUCAGGUUUGCUCUCAUCACUACGGUCAUCCUUACUUUGGCCUACAUUACAGCUCUCUCAGUGAGCAGUCUAGAUCGUGUUCUAGCCUUUGUUGGUAGCACAGGAUCCACGUCCAUUAGUUUCAUAUUACCGGGUCUGUUUUAUUACAAAAUCAGCGAUCCCGAUAGUAUCCAUCACCAGCGCUUGGCCAAGGAAGACGAUGACAUGGACGGCUCUGACGACUCUGAAACCGAAGAUACAGGAGCACUCGCCCAGAGCACUCACAGCAUCGCCAGCGCCGCCAGUGCCACGAGCAACCGCAGCCGAAAUGCAUGGCGGUCACGCAGAAAGUGGCGAUGGGACUUGGAACACGUUGAUCACGGUCUUUUACGAAAGAUGGCGUUGGCUCUAGCGAUAUAUGGAAUGAUAGUGAUGGCGGUUUGCCUUACUAUGAAUAUUUUCUUCGCCGUCGCUCAUUAA
Molecule: messenger RNA, 1770 nt
Organism: Trichoderma gamsii
Lineage: Eukaryota; Fungi; Ascomycota; Sordariomycetes; Hypocreales; Hypocreaceae
Exons: 6
Coding region: 1-1770 (589 amino acids)
Biological process (GO): amino acid transmembrane transport
Cellular component (GO): fungal-type vacuole membrane
Molecular function (GO): L-tyrosine transmembrane transporter activity; L-glutamate transmembrane transporter activity; L-histidine transmembrane transporter activity
Source: RefSeq, a predicted model, not a curated record